AUGGAAAGUAAUGAACAAAUAUCAUAUACAAGAAACACUGAUAAAGUAUUUGAAGUUUUCCAAUCUUUGAGAAAGUAUGUUGUAUAUUAUUAAAUUUGCUAGAGACAUUAAUAUUAGUAAUAAAUCUUUGUUUUUAGCGAUGACUUUUUGUGUGAUGUAAUACUAAAAGCUGAUAAUGGAUAUACAGUCAAUGCACAUAAGGUCGUUUUAGCAGCUGCAUGCCCAUAUUUCCUUGCAAUGUUCUCUCAUUUUAAGGAACGGGAAAAAAAACAUAUAAUUAUAAAGGAGUUAGAUCCAACAGCCUUAAAAAUUUUAAUAAAUUAUAUGUACACCGGCCAAAUUUUGGUCACUGAAGAAAAUGUCCAAGUAUAAAUUACAUUUAUUAUAUUUAUUGGCUUUACUUGUAUCCACUGUUAAUAUUUUUAAUAUUUUAAGAUUUUGUUAGCUGGUUCGACCCUUUUACAAUUACACAGUAUACAAGAAGUAUGUUGUGACCUUCUAAAACGUAUACUGCAUCCAACAAACUGUUCAGAUAUCUGGACAUUGGCUGAUUUAUACAGCUGUCAGGAAUUCCUGCCAAUCUGUGAAUCAUACAUCAAACAACACUUUUCGUAUGAUAUAUGACAGCUGUUCAAAUUUCUUAGAAAUAUUUUAUUAAUUUAAUUUUUUUUCACAGAGAGGUGGUUAAAAGUGAUGAAUUCCUAUCUUUAUCGUUUGAUCAAUUUUUCAAGCUAAUUUCCAGUGAUGAACUGACCAUAUUGUCUGAAGAAAUAGUAAGGGGAUUAAAAACAUUAAUUAUAUUUAGAUAAAUCAAACAAAUCGAGUUUAUAUUUUAUGUGAUGCAAUCAAAUUGUAUUUUAUUUAUUUCAAUCCUGAUUUUUGAUAGGUAUUGAAAUGCGUUGUUAAAUGGGUGAAUAAUUUACCAAAUUCUAGAAAAGAUGUCUUACCAAAAUUAAUAGCGCAAAUACGCUUCUCAUUAGUGCCAAAAGAAUGUUUAUUGGAAGCGCUGGAAGAACCGAUUAUCAAAAACAGUCCCGAGUGUAUGUUUUUCUUCCAAACUAUAUCUAAUGUGAUUAAAUAUUUUUUAUUAUAUUAAAUACGUAUUUCAGGUCAAGGUUUGAUAAAUGAAGCAUUGCAUAUCUGUUCUAAAGAUAGUCAACUCGUUUUAAAAGAUAUUCAUGGUAAACGUAGACGAGUUUUACAUAUGGUAAGAUUUUGUUAGUAGUUUUUUAAUUAUUAAACUAAGUUUGAGUAUUCCUUCUUAACGGGUUAUAUUAUUGUUUUAGGAAAGAAAGAUACGUGAACCAAUUGUAUGGGAUUUUCCUACAAAUAGCCCAUUAUUUCUGCGUCUUUUAAANUAUCGUUUGAUCAAUUUUUCAAGCUAAUUUCCAGUGAUGAACUGACCAUAUUUUCUGAAGAAAUAGUAAGGGGAUUAAAAACAUUAAUCAUAUUUAGAUAAAUCAAACAAAUCGAGUUUAUAUUUUAUGUGAUGUAAUCAAAUUGUAUUUUAUUUAUUUCAAUCCUGAUUUUUGAUAGGUAUUGAAAUGUGUUGUUAAAUGGGUAAAUCAUUUACCAAGUUCUAGAAAAGAUGUCUUACCAAAAUUAAUAGCGCAAAUACGCUUCUUAUUAAUGUCAAAAGAAUGUUUAUUUGAAGCAUUAGAUGAACCGAUUAUCAAAAAUAGUCCUGAUUGUGUGUUUUUCUCCCAAACUAUAUCUUAUCUAUAUCUACCUGUUGUUAAAUAUUUUUUAUUAUAUUGAAUAUGUAUUUCAGGUCAAGGUUUAAUUUAUGAAGCAUUGUAUAUUUAUUAUUUUAAGUUAAAAGGAUCUCUAAGCAUUUUAAAAACAAUCAGUAGUAAACGCAGGCGAUUUGGCUUACGAAAAGUAAGUUUUACUUAUGGCCUUUUUAAUUAUUACAAUUAUUAGUUAGAUUCUACUACUAAACUGGAUAUAUUAUUGUUUUAGGGAAAUAGAAAAAUAGAUACAGUUGCAUGGAUUUUCCCAACAAAUAGUCUUUUGCAGCCCUGCUCAGAAAUGAGGAAGCCUCGUUUUGGAUCAGGUCUUGCAGUAUUUGAAGAUAGUCUAGUAUUGGCUGUUGGUGGUUAUGAUUAUUUACCAAUUCCAUGUAUUAACCAAUACCAUUCACCAUUGCAUACAUUAAAUAUUUUACCUUUUACUUUACUUUCUGGACCACAUUGGGUACAAUCAACACCAAUGAUAUCUGGGCGUGCAUUUUUAGGAGUUGCUGUAUUAGAUAAAUGUUUUUAUGCUGUAAGUUAAAAUGAUAUAUUUACUUUUAGAAUUAAAUUAAAUUUAUGACAUUACUUUAAGUUUAAUACUAAUAUUUAAUAAAAGGCACUGUAUGUGGAUGGGAUAUAUGAUGUAUGUUGCAUAUAAAAGAUCAUGUAUACUCCAUAAGAACCUCGUGAUUACACAUAGUGACAAUACACAGUGUAUGCAAUAUACAACUGCUCUCUUUCAUAAUAAAAUUAAAAUUAUUAAGAUUAAGAUUUUUUUUUAAGGUACAAUAUUAUAAUAGUUAAGCUCUACUGACUACACUAUAGUAAACAUAAUAGUAAUAAAACUAUAAUAUUGCUAAUGAUAGUGUACCUAUAACUUACUAUCAUAACCAGGUUUUAUACAAAGAAUAAUAUAAAUACAAUACAUUAAAUUAUUAUUAACCAAUACAAUUAAAUGUUCUAUCAAUCUGAUUUUCAAACUACCCUGCUCGAUCUUGUUUUAACAAAUUCUUUGCAACGUUCCCCUUGUUGAUUUUACUACAAUUCAGCUACAUUUACCUUCCCCAAUCUCAUUUAAUAAAUCUAAUUCAUAAUACUUCUUAUCCUAAUUAGUUAAAUUCGUUAGAUGACGGUUUCAAAUGCUAAAUAUUUCUUCUAAUUAUAUUCCCACUACCAAUUUUCACUCAGUAAGACCUUUCUUNCGGCAUUCAUUUAUCUUUUGUAAAUACCACUAUACUUUGUCCAUAUAAAGUAAUCCCUUUUUUUUUAAUUCCUCUUGUCAUACCACUCUACGUAUUUGUUUUGAGGUUUCUUUAAACUAGAAUGUUUAUCUUUCUGAAGUGUUGGUUUAAAUUUUCUUUUUAUACCGGUAAUUUUGGUUUUAAUAUUCAAACUUGCUCAUUUAUAAUUCAGCUGGAGACAUUAAGCUCCACUAUAAGAGUACAAUGGUAUUUUAUAAAGGCUGCUUUUAAGUCACUUUUUCCACUAUUAAAGUUUUUAAUAAUUAUUUUGCUAUAUGAAUUGCCUUUUCAGCUGCCUGAUUAAUUUAUGGAUACUGAGGACGUGAAAUUAACACCACAAAAUUCCAGUCCUUUGAAAAAUGUAUGAAUUCCACAGAAUUAAAUAGCAUAUUAUCUACAAUGAAUUUUUUUUAGGUUUACCAUGACAACUAAAUAUUAAAAAUUUUAAUACAUUAGUAAUGACUCUGACAAAGUUUUUCUAAUAGCCUCAAAUCAUUUUCACCAGUAGUCUAUAAAAACUAAAUAGUUAAUUAAAUUGUAAGUCAUGAUUUUCACUGCUAUGUUUUCAAAUGAUAUCUCUGAAGUUCAUAAGGUAUUAAUGUAUUUUUUUGGUUAGCACUUUUGUGAACAGUUUACAAGUUCUGCAUUUUAAUAUAUAUUGCUCAAUCUUAUCAAACUUACCUAGCAAAAAAAAUAUACCAAGUGAUCUACUGAAGUGGAUACACUCAUUAUCUCGGAAAAUAUUAACUAUUUUAGGAAUUUAUUUUUUAGAACAUUUUUAAACACACAGCUCUACAAUUUUAUAUUUAUAUUAUUUUUUGUCACCCUUAUUUUUAGGGGUAAAACCACUACUUACUUAUGAUUUUCAAAUGACAACCUGUUUGAAAGUAGGUAGUUGUUUUACUUCCAAAAAUAAGGGUGAAAAAAAUACCACAAAUAUAAAAUUAUAGAACAGGUUUUUUCUUAAAUAUUCUAGAAAACUAAUUCCAAAUAAAGUUAAUAUUUUCCGAGAUAAUGAGUAUACCUACUUAAAUGGAUCAAUUAGUAUAUAUUUUUGAAUUUCAUUUUUGUUUUAGUGGUUCCUAAGUCACCAUCGUGCAGCAUUUUUUACAUUAAGGGGUCUCAUCUAAUAAGGGAUCAUAAUUCUAUACUAGUGAUACAAAACAUUUUUAUUCGCCAUUAUUUCAUUUCUCAUGUUAACAUAUAAUUUUACACUGAUGUCUAAACAAUCCCCCACUUAGUCACUUAUUAUGGCAAUAUUAUAGAAUUUUACGCAGUACCAUAACUUCUUUGGACUCUUUUUGUAAAUUGUUUAUAUUUUAUAUUAUUACUUGGGUUUUAAUGAUUUAUGCAGUGAAUCGAAUCAGUAUCAAAUUCAUUUUUCCCUUGUUAAUAUAUAAAUCUUUGAUAGUAAGUUUACUAUAUGUAUAUUUUUCCCUGGUAGGAACUUUAUAGCUAAGUCAUACUAAGUUUGAGUUUAAAUUUAUUAUAAGCAAAUAUUACACUUAAGAAUUAUUUUUCAAUUUAACCAUACCGAAUCUCUGUAUUGGUUCAACUCCUAGACUUACGUGCAAUUGGUUUCCCAUUGCAUUAAAUAACAUCCCAUUCUGUUAUUUGAUGAAUCUUUUUGGAUAACAAUAUCUUUCCCUAGAUAAAAUGUACCAAACUUGGUGGAUUUGCAAUUAAUUUUUUUGAAUUUGUGAAUGACUCCUCAUGCCUCAUAUUUUAAUCUUACACCACACAAUAUCUUUUUGUGCCAAUUUACUUAGAAGACUAAUUACAUAUUAGGAAUAAAUUCACUUAAAUAUUUACAUAUACCUAUUUGAUACAUGAAAUUUUAUUCUACAGAUUGGUAUUUUCAUUUUUAUAAUAGUCUUUACUUGAUCUACUUGAUCAAGUUUCAUACCAUUCUCAUCAAUAAUACGACCCAUAAAAGUUGUCUGUUAGACAGUAUAGUAAUUUAAUUAUUUUGUUAAACUUAAUGUUCAUUUUCUUAACUUUCAUUAAAAUUUAAUUUAUUCAAGCAUAAUCCUCUUCUAAAGUUUCAGUAGCUAUGUAGUAAUCCAAAAUAUUGUAUUAAAUUUUCCUUAUCUAAUUUCUCAAAAUACUCCUCGAGUCCUGUUAAUAAAUGCCUCUAGAGCACUUGAUAUGCCAAAAAAAUCUCGUGAAUUUUAAAUAACACACAGGAGUACCAAGCACAACAUUAUAUUCCCAUCUGCUUUGUAAACUAUGACACUAUUGCUCGAUCAGGAAUUUAGUUCUUAAACAGCCUCCAUGAUCCCACUUUGCAGAAGACUUUCUAACUCACUUUUUAAUUGUUUCAAUACUGUCUGAGGAACUCUCCUAGGUGGUUUAAUAACACCAACCGUACUCUCAUUUAUUUUAAUUUUAUAUUUGCUCGAAAACAUUUCCAUACCCUUACAUUUUUCUUUAUGAUUGGCUAUAGAAGAUUUCCUUUUACUAUCAACCACAUUAUUUGUUAAUAUAUGAAAAAUUAUUGUUGUCUAGUGUCGUGAACUCAGGCAUGAAUCCAGGGAGGGGGGCUAAUCGAAAUGUAUCGUCCCUCAUGAAUAUAUUAUUUAUAUGAUAAUCUAUUUUCACAUUUUUUACUUCUUAUUCAGAAAAAUACAAAAUUUUAUUUGACAGUAUCUACCUACCUACAGUUAAUAAUGUUCAUUUAUCAAGAAAACCUCAACAUAUACACUAUCUUGUUUAAAACAAAACCUAUAUUUAAACAACUAAAAUAUGAAAAAGAUUAGAUUAGUACUUGUAUAAUAAAAAAAAUAAUAGUAAUUACUUAUAUAUAGUAAGAAAACAUUACUCCUCCGCGCAUCUAAUUUAACAAGUUCCGCGGUUUCGUGACCAAAUUUCUCCCACUCUACUACCUACUUGCUGUAGAAAUUAGCGAGAAUAGACGAGUUUUGGUCGCCACCCAGUAACAUUCUCUCGCCGGUAGAACUAUAGGUAUAUUUAGAAUUAUACAUUUCUUACAAAAAUGUAUAAAUUAAAAAUUGAUGCUUUUUAAUCCUGGGUACACGUUAUACAAUAUGACACAAUUUUCAAAUUCAUUAUUUCUCCUUUAAGAAUAGUCAUAAAUACACUACUGAUAUAAUGCAAAAAAUAAUAAUUUAAAUAAUUGAAAAACACUUUUUUGCAAAUGAAAUCCUCUAUAUAAACAGUACACAAACACAAAAUUAUUUUUAGAAACUAUCUGCCUCUCAGCGGUCGUUAUCCGUUUAUAAUUAGUAUCUAUGAUUUCCAGUAUUCAUUCCCCCAUUUCAUAAUCAAUAAGAUAAGUUAACAAAAUAAAGCUACGAAAUUAAUUCAAAUCAAUAAAAUGCAAUUUAAGACUACUGCAGCGACAUUCAUAGACCAUUGAAAUCAUUUUUAAAUUAUUUUAAUAUUAGGGAGGCCUGCCCAACCAUAGGAAAUCAGAGUAGUAUUAACGAUUUUCAAAAAAAUUAUCUCCAUUUUUUUUUUCAAAUCUAACCAACUAGUAGGAAAAAGAUGUAUUUUCUAAAAAAUUAUAUACUAGUAUAAUCAUGAUCUAAGGAUGAGACAAUAACAUGUGUUGCAUAUAAAAGAUGUGUAUUCCAUAAGAACCUCGUGAUCACACACACAGUGAUAACGCACAGUGUAUACUAUAAAACAUAACAAAUAUUAUGUAUUAUUUCUUAGGUUGGUGGAUGUGGAUUAAAUGGUAUAGGUUUGAACACAGCUGAAGUUUUUGACUGCCUUACCCAUAAAUGGAAAAUGAUUUCAAAUAUGUCUGUUAAUAGAUUUAUGUUUGGUAUUGGCAAAAUCAACAACAAUAUUUAUGUGGUAUGUAAAUAUUAUUUAUCUAAAAUAAAUUUAAUUUUUUUAUUAAAUUAGACAUAAUUAAAUGUUAUAGGUAGGAGGCCUAAGAGGUACUUAUAAACAGAAUGUAUGUUUGAAUUCUGUUGAAUGUUAUCAUCCUGGUUAUGAUAUAUGGACCCAAGUUGCUUGUAUGAGUAAACACCGUGAAAAAGCUGGUGUCGGAAUCUUAGAUGGUGUAAUGUAUGCAGUUGGUGGACGUGAUGAAUCAGAAUUUCACAAAAGUGUCGAAGCUUAUUGUCCUAGUACUGGAGUUUGGACUUUUAUAGCUGAUAUGCAUAUUCGUCGAGCAAACCCUAGUAAUUAUUAUUAUGAUUCUUAAUACACAUGCAUUUUAAUAUAAAAUGUAUUCCUUUUUCAUAAAUAUAGGUGUAUUCUCAUUAAAUGGUUUACUGUUGGUUAUGGGAGGUUAUAAUGAUGAGACUUCUAAUGAGGAAUUUCUAGAAAUUUACAAUCCUAAAACUAACACAUGGAAAAUAAACAAUGAACCCGCAGUAAAUAAUGCAUAUCGUCUCGUUGGAAUUGCGUGUAUUAUUACUUAA
Molecule: messenger RNA, 7374 nt
Organism: Cinara cedri
Lineage: Eukaryota; Metazoa; Arthropoda; Insecta; Hemiptera; Aphididae
Source: the annotation of a GenBank genome assembly